AUACUUUUGUAAAUGAAUCUCUAUUGCAUUCAUACCGUUAGCCUCUGAACAGAUGUCAGAAAGUAAAGGUUGGCUGCCUCCAGAUCAAGUUGCUGCUGCCAACUCUCGCGAGCUUUGUCAGUAACAGUUGAUUAUAAUGUCAGUGCAGUCCAAUUUACAGACUAGGGCAGCGGCUGCAUCUUGAGUUUCCCUGAAAUAUUAGAUGAUCUCAACUCCUUGCAAACUUUAUUAUCUUUGUUACACCGAGUCGGAAAUCAAUAUGCAGAGCAAGGACACAAUCAUAUGCAUCAGAUUUCUCUUGUGGUUUCUUUUCCUCUGUGUGCUUAUCAAGAAGUCAUACACUGAAGAAGACGUCAUAAUUACAACCAGGAAUGGAAGAGUCAGAGGAAUGGACUUGCCAGUUCUUGGUGGAACAGUAACAGCAUUUCUUGGAAUUCCCUAUGCACAACCACCUCUUGGUAGACUUCGAUUCAAAAAGCCACAGUCUCUGACAAAGUGGUCUGAUAUUUGGAAUGCCACAAAAUAUGCAAACACUUGCUAUCAGAACACAGAUCAGAGUUUCCCAGGCUUCAUUGGAUCAGAAAUGUGGAACCCAAACACAGACCUUAGUGAAGACUGCCUAUAUCUAAAUGUAUGGACUCCAGUGCCUAAACCCAAAAAUGCCACUGUAAUGGUAUGGAUCUAUGGUGGUGGUUUUCAAACUGGAACAUCAUCUUUACAAGUUUAUGAUGGCAAGUUUUUGGCUCGGGUGGAAAGAGUUAUUGUAGUGUCGAUGAACUAUAGGGUGGGUGCCCUAGGAUUCUUAGCUUUACCAGGAAAUCAUGAGGCACCAGGGAACAUGGGCUUAUUUGAUCAACAAUUGGCACUUCAGUGGGUCCAAAAAAAUAUAGCAGCCUUUGGUGGAAAUCCUAAAAGUAUAACUCUCUUUGGUGAAAGUGCAGGAGCAGCUUCUGUUAGCUUUCAUUUACUUUCUCCUAGAAGCCACCCAUUUUUCACCAGGGCCAUUCUGCAGAGUGGAUCUUCUAAUGCUCCUUGGGCAGUAAUGUCUGUCUAUGAAGCUAGAAACAGAACAUUAACCUUAGCUAAGUUUCUUGGUUGCUCAAGAGAAAAUGAGACUGAGAUAAUUAAAUGCCUUCAAAAUAAAGAUCCCCAGGAAAUUCUUCUGAAUGAAGUAUUUGUUGUGCCCUAUGAGUCUCUCUUGUCAGUAAAUUUUGGCCCAACAGUGGAUGGUGAUUUUCUCACUGACAUGCCAGACACGCUACUCCAGCUUGGACAAUUCAAAAAAACCCAGAUCAUGGUGGGUGUUAAUAAAGAUGAAGGAACAGCUUUUUUGGUAUAUGGUGCACCUGGGUUCAGCAAAGAUAACAACAGCAUCAUAACUAGAAAACAAUUUCAAGAAGGUUUAAAAAUAUUUUUUCCAGGAGUGAGUGACUUUGGAAAAGAAUCAAUCCUUUUCCAUUAUACAGAUUGGCUAGAUGACCAGAGACCUGAACAUUACCGGGAGGCCUUAGAUGAUGUUGUUGGGGAUUACAAUAUCAUAUGCCCUGCGUUGGAGUUCACCAGAAAAUUCUCAGAAAUGGGAAAUAAUGCCUUUUUCUACUACUUUGAACAUCGAUCCUCCAAACUUCCUUGGCCAGAAUGGAUGGGAGUGAUGCAUGGUUAUGAAAUUGAGUUUGUCUUUGGUUUACCCCUGGAAAGAAGAAUCAACUACACAAAAGCUGAAGAAAUUUUGAGUAGAUCCAUAAUGAAACGCUGGGCAAAUUUUGCAAAAUAUGGAAACCCAAAUGGGACCCAGAGCAAUGGCACAAGAUGGCCAGUCUUCAAAAGCACUGAACAAAAAUAUUUAACCUUGAAUACUGAGUCAUCAAGAAUAUACACUAAACUACGAGCUCAACAAUGCCGAUUCUGGACACUAUUUUUUCCAAAGGUCUUGGAAAUGACAGGAAAUAUUGAUGAAGCAGAACGAGAGUGGAAAGCUGGAUUUCAUCGCUGGAAUGAUUACAUGAUGGACUGGAAAAAUCAAUUUAACGAUUACACUAGCAAGAAAGAAAGCUGUGCAGGUCUUUAAUUAAUAGACUUACCGUUUAUAGAAUGUUCAUUUUCCUAUAGAUCAAGGCAAAAAUAUCAGUAGCUCUCUUACAUACCUAGUAAGAAAGCUAUUAUAUAGCUGAAACAAAAAUGCCAGGAGGGUGAUAUUGAUUCCUCAUAUCUUUCACUUAGUAUUUUACCUAGCAUUUCAAAACCCAAAUGGCUAAAACAUGUUUAAUUAAAUUUCACAUGUAAAGUUUGACAAUUAUAUGCAUUUUAAAAUGAUUUGCUCCUUCAAACUCUCUUUCCAGAACGAUUUUGAGCUAUUCUUUUUCCUAGUAUCUUAUCUCUGUUCUAAGUCACACCUGUAUUUUAUUACCACUCAUAGUAUGUAACUUUUUUUUUUUAAUGGAUUAGACCUUGAAACACUGGAUACUCUGAUUUACAAUGCCAUUUCCUCUAAUUUAUUUAUGAAUAAUGUCAAUAUGAGAUAUUAAAGAAGAAACACAGAAAGCAAUUGACAUCCCUUGCUUUUUAUAAGGGGAGAAGUAAAUCUUAAAAUAAGAGGCUCAGUCAAUUGGAAAAACCUUAUGAUAGAAACAAAAUGUUGUUACCAAGAGACAAAUUAUAAAAGAAUAUAAUUAUUUCUAUUGUGAAUUUUUAAAAAUCUGUAUGCUUGGAGUCCUCACACUACAGUCCUCUUUCUUUCAACUCUUACUCUUGUCCACUCUCACCACACCCCUACUCUCCCAAAACAUGUAUGUAUGUGAAUUGCCCUUCCUGUGACUCAGAACCAAAAAAAAAGUGCA
Loxodonta africana (African savanna elephant) is the source of this 2837-nucleotide messenger RNA. RefSeq names its product butyrylcholinesterase (gene BCHE). The record is from RefSeq and is a predicted model, not a curated record. Gene Ontology annotation, biological process: choline metabolic process; acetylcholine catabolic process. Gene Ontology annotation, molecular function: acetylcholinesterase activity. Gene Ontology annotation, cellular component: plasma membrane. Lineage: Eukaryota; Metazoa; Chordata; Mammalia; Proboscidea; Elephantidae. The transcript is spliced from 4 exons. The coding region runs from base 203 to 2068 and encodes 621 amino acids.